Alternaria arborescens is the source of this 2589-nucleotide messenger RNA. RefSeq lists its product as hypothetical. The transcript has a single exon. The record is from RefSeq and is a predicted model, not a curated record. NCBI's taxonomy places the organism in Eukaryota, Fungi, Ascomycota, Dothideomycetes, Pleosporales, Pleosporaceae. Bases 1 to 2589 code for a protein of 862 amino acids.
AUGGCGCCGCCAAGUAACACGGUACUACUCGACUCAACUACUUUACAUGUGCCUGUUGCUGUUACUCCAGGGGCCAUACCAGGUCCAGCUUACGAUGUGAGCUCUUCUUUGCCUGCGCCGUCGGACAUAACAUCGUCGGUUUUCCACAGUGUUCCUCCACAUCUGCCCACUCCUCCUCGGGUUCCUAUUUACACAAAUCGCACCAACUCCAUCUCUCAAGUGACACCUACGGUAGUCACAUACACUGCCUCUGGAAGUGCACCGCCCCUUUCAGAUAUCACGUCAGUUUUUGCCAAUUCUUCGGUACCCAAUGGAGCGUGUACCGGGUGUAUCAUCGCAGGGUAUGGUCCUAUAACCACAUCCUACGUACCGGGGGAGUUUUACAACCCAUGGACUAGCACAGUGGUAACCGAGACCAUCGUUACAGAGUAUUCGACUUACAUGUACAAUGGUACUGUCGAGACUGUCGUUACAGAGAAGCGUACUGUCAACCAGACAAAGACUGUUACCGGAGCUAAUGGCCAAUUAAUCACACGCGCGACACCGACGUUCACAGUACAACCAACACCAGGAGUAAUUGUUCACCUCGACGCAGGUCCAACUUACGUUAUAUACAACCGGCUCUCUGGUGCAUUGGAUGAUUACCAUGAGAUUUACUGGCCGGAUAGCAAUCUGACCCAAGGGUUUUGUUCGCCAACAGUCGAGCCCUUAACGAGUUGGCAGCCCGCAAGCACAAAAACCAAAGAAUGGAGUUACUUCAUUGCUACUUACACAGGGAAGGCUCCUGAAAGCACACCCUCGGGCGAACCUGUUCCACUCCCCUCUAAACUAAUCGACCAUCUAAAGCAAGUCCCAGCUAUUCAAAGUCAAUUCCGCGGCUCAGAUAUCGCUACUUGUAGCUUUAGUAGACCGCCCGAAUCCUUCUUGCGUCCUAGACCUACAGGACUCAUCCCCCCAGCCGCACCGCCUCCAUCGCCAUUUCCCAUCUUCCUGUCACCUUUGACAGGGACAUAUAUUGCGACCAGCUUUGAGUCCACGUCUGUUCACGUCACGGUUCGAGGUUGUUUAAGGUGUCAAGAUACAGCAACAAAGGAUGUCGCAGAGCCUACGAUGUCAAACAAGAUAGCAGAUCCCACUCCCACAAACAAACCCGAUCCUAAUCAGCAUAACAACGAUGCUCCAUCGCCUAGCCAACCUGACAGUAUACCCGACGACACGGUCAAGCCGACUCAAGGUGGCGGGAAAACCUCACCGAGUAUUCCAGACGUUGUGAACACGGUCAACCACGAUAACCCUUCCGUUUGGACAAACGGAAAUCCAGGAGCGACUACGACUAGAAGCGUGACGAUUGGUGGAGUUGUCUUUCCAGUGAACACUCCCAAACCAACUCAGGCCGAGCCGGAUGAUCAGAACGGACAAAAUCAUAAUCCAGUUCCUCCGAUUAUCGUAAUUGGAUCCGAAACGUUGACACAAGGGCAGACGAAGACUAUUAACGGCGUGCCUGUGGUGGUACCCUCAGAUGGUGGUGGAACACGAAUCGUUGUAGACGGAAGUACGGUCCCUUUCAAUCCGGCAACGACUCAAGGUCUGCCUGUUCUUACGGUGGGCGGAGGUGUUGUCACGCCAAAUUCGCGAGGAGAGUACAUACUUGGAUCUGAGACACUGAAGCCAGGAGGCCCUGCCAUCACCAUCAACGGAAACACAGUCAGCAUGGAGCCGAACGGUAUGGCCAUCGUCAAUGGUGCUACGCAGACCAUUGCGAAUGUUCCUGUGGUAACUGGAGCGCCCGUUAUUACAGUGGACGACCAAACCGUCUCAGCGACUGUCGUGGGAGGCUCAACGGUCUUUGUUGUAGCACCCGGUCAAACACUAAGCGCAGGAAGUACGCUCAUCGUUGACGGCACGACCUACAGUAUGCCUGAAAAUGGACAAGGUUCGACCAUCCUGAUUAACGGGCAGACAUCGGUGUUGGGGGCGGGACAAUCUGUUGUGACUCUUGAUGGAGGGAGAUCCGUUACUGCGCAAGUUGUCAGCGGCACGACAGCCUAUGUCAUCGCUCCGGACCAGACUCUUACUCCAGGUGGCAUCCUUACUAUCUCCGGGACUACAUACUCUAUGCCCACGAGCGCAUCUGGUACCGUCAUCGUCGUCAACGGCGUUACGUCCACUCUGGCAGCACCCGGCUCUGGCAUUACUGACGCUCCAGCCUUGACCAUCAACGGUGUGACAUACACACAUACUGUUGCAGACGGAACAACGGAAUACGUUCUGAACGACGGAACAACACUCGUACCUGGUUCGUCAAUUGAGAUUGACGGGACAACCUACUCUCUGGACUCACAGGGAACUGCCCUGAUCAUCAAUGGACAAACCAGCACCAUUCCUAAGCUACCGAAGAGCAAUAGCGCCAGUACGACACGUUCGAGUUCAGCUUCUACGACGCGAAGCCGCGAUGCCGGAGACUUGAUUGCGAGCGGAAUUGGAGAGACUAGUAAGGCACUAGGAGUAUCUACGCACGUUGGUGGUUUGGAUAAAUGGAUUGAGAGUUUGAUCGUUGGCGCUGCGGGGUGGCUCACAUUAUUACUGUGA